UUCAAAAGGAGAAGAAAAAAAGAAAAAAGGUGAGCUGCUACAGCUAAGCGCAUUUAAUUAACAAACUAGACAACGAAGUAACUAAGGUCUCUUCUCCUUCCUCUCCAUGAGAAGAAGCUAAAGCUAGGGUUCCUCUCCCUCCAAAUUCCUAAAAAUCUUCCCCAUUUUAACCUUGUUAAUUCUCACAUUACUUAAAAAUCCAAUCUUUGUCCAUGGCCAAAACUAGACCAGGCCUUGUCUCCAAGCCCAAAGCUCCCAAAAGAGAACUCGACUCCUACACCAUUCGCGGCACCAACAAAAUCGUCAAAGUGGGGGAUUGCGUGUUGAUGAGACCAUCGGACACCGGAAAGCCGCCUUACGUUGCUAAAAUCGAGGGGAUCGAGGCUGACUGCAGAAACAAUGUUAAAGUAAGAGUGAGGUGGUACUAUCGCCCCGAGGAGGCUCUUGGGGGCCGCAGGCAGUUUCAUGGGGCCAAAGAGCUCUUCUUAUCUGACCAUUUUGAUGUCCAGAGUGGUCACACUAUUGAAGGCAAGUGUAUAGUUCACUCUUUUAAGAACUACACUAAACUUGAGGAUGUUGGUGUUGAGGAUUAUUACUGUAGGUUUGAGUAUAAGGCUGCUACUGGUGGCUUUACUCCCGACCGUGUUGCUGUGUAUUGUAAAUGUGAGAUGCCAUAUAACCCGGAUGAUCUUAUGGUGCAAUGUGAAGGUUGCAAAGACUGGUAUCACCCUGCUUGUAUGGGCAUGACCAUUGAGGAUGCAAAGAAGUUAGAUCACUUUGUAUGUUCUGAAUGUGCAUUAGAUGAUGAUGUUAAAAGAUCACAGAAUGGAUUUUCUUCAUCACCACCAGCUGAUAGCAAGGUAGAGGCCAAGCGACGUAAGAGAUGAGUGCAUUUUUUGACAUUUCGUGGCAAGAGCGGCUCAUAAUGCAGAUUUAGGUUGGGGUGUUGUUUUGUGAGAUGUACAGUGCAGAAAUCAAGGCGCGCUUUGCUCAAACUGUGGGCUGUAGUCUAUGUUUCUUGUGAUAUAUUCAAGCGUACUAGGUUUAGAAAUUUAAAGAUCAUUUUGACACCCAUCUGUGUAGAAGCCUCUGUAUGGAAAAGAGUUGACUGUAUUCACUGUGCGGAAUCUAUUAUAGUUCUCAUCAUUCAUCUGGUUAAGAGAUAUUAUCUGAUUUUGUUUGCA
Messenger RNA from Ricinus communis (castor bean), 1184 nucleotides. RefSeq names its product chromatin remodeling protein EBS. Gene Ontology annotation, molecular function: chromatin binding. NCBI's taxonomy places the organism in Eukaryota, Viridiplantae, Streptophyta, Magnoliopsida, Malpighiales, Euphorbiaceae. The record is from RefSeq and is a predicted model, not a curated record. The transcript has 5 exons. Bases 213 to 887 code for a protein of 224 amino acids.